Molecule: messenger RNA, 2348 nt
Organism: Rhodamnia argentea
Lineage: Eukaryota; Viridiplantae; Streptophyta; Magnoliopsida; Myrtales; Myrtaceae
Product: probable E3 ubiquitin-protein ligase HERC3
Exons: 7
Coding region: 615-2135 (506 amino acids)
Source: RefSeq, a predicted model, not a curated record
GCUUGAUUGUGAGCUUCCGAGAGAGAGCGAGAGAGGGGGAGGGCUAGCACGUAGUGACAGCGAGGAAUUGCGGCCUACAAAGAAAGCAGCAACUUUCUUUUCCUCGUCUGGUGGAGAACUUGUCAUCGAGCGCUUUGCUUUUCGAUUCCCACCUCACUUUCUAAGCUGCAAAAGAAAAAAAAACUAAAUGUGACCCAUACCCACACAGCCCACAAUCCUUCUUCGUUUUUUCGGUGGAGGAGUGGGGAUCAUAGCCGAAAAGAAGUCCACCAGUCUCGCCUUUCCGAGGUGAAAGAUCUGCAAUUUCUUCUUCGAGACGGUAAUUUGGGGGCCUGAUUUCUCUCUUCUGAUGUUUGAUCCACAACCAUCGUUCCGACCCCCUGUUAAUUUCUCGUCUAGACCCCCCUUGCUCUACUCAAUUUCCUACAUUUUCCUUCCCUCAGAUGUCUUCUUCAUAUGUUGCUUCAAUUGCCUUAGAUUUCGCUUGAAAAUUUGACACUUUCCGCAAUACUAGUGCUUGCUUGAGCUCUCUGUUCUCGCUUCCACGUCUGUCUACCAUUUAAUUCGGAGGUUAAGUUAAUCUACCCAUCAAGUUGAUUUUUGUGGGGUUGGAAAUGGGUGAUAGAUAUAGAUCAAUCUCAAUUGAGGAUUUGCCCUCACAUUUGAUUCUGGAGAUUCUGAGCUGUGGGCGGCUCAGUCCAGUUGAUCUUGUUUUCUUAGAAUUGACCUCUAGAGCUUUUGGGGGUAGUCAUGGGCUGCACCCCAGCAAGUUUCGAUCACUUGUGGAGCUUGCUGCAUUUCAGCUCUGUAGUUCUCAUCCUACGUAUUCCUCUAUGAGCGUGAAAUCGAAGGAGGAGAUCUUUAAUCGGUGCGGCAGCAAUUGGAAGCGGCUUUUGAGGUUCCUGCAAUCUGUGGAGCAGUCGUCCGACACAGUUGAAACAUCCUCUGGCAACCAGAUGCAGGUUACCACCGGGAGAUUUCAUACAUUACUUCUCCAUGAUUCAUCCGUUUAUUCUUGCGGAUCUAGUCUAAGCGGUGUUCUUGGUCAUGGUGCUGAAACAACACAAUGUGUAGCAUUUACCCCAAUAAGUUUUCCACACCCGACGCAUGUAUUACAAGUCUCAGCCUCCCAUAAUCAUGCUGCUUUCGUCACACAGUCUGGAGAGGUUUAUACUUGUGGAGAUAAUUCAUCCUACUGCUGUGGACAGAGAGAGACAGCACGUCUGAUAUUUAGACCUCGGCUUGUUGAAGCAUUGCAAGGUGUUCCCUGCAGACAGGUUGCUGCAGGGCUUAAUUUUACUGUUUUCCUCACAAGAGAUGGUCAUGUCUGUACAUGUGGCAGCAACACUUAUGGACAACUUGGUCAUGGUGACACUCUGGAGAGGUCGACGCCAAAGAUGAUUGAACAAUUUGAAGCUGUAGGCCCUGUGGUUCAAAUUGCUGCUGGUCCAAGUUAUGUGUUCGCUGUAUUAGAAAAUGGGGCACUCUACUCUUUUGGUUCAGGUUCCAACUUCUGUCUUGGACACGGAGAACAGCAUAAUGAGUCCAACCCCCGUCAAAUUCAAUCAUUUAGAAGGAGGGACGUCCAUGUGGUGCGCGUUUCUGCAGGUGAUGAGCAUGCUGUGGCGCUGGAUUCUAAUGGACUUGUUUACACUUGGGGCAAAGGCUAUUGUGGUGCUUUAGGCCAUGGAGAUGAGAUUGAUAAAACUACUCCGGAGCUUGUAGAGAACCUAAAGGGCCAUCUUGCAGUACAGGUCUGUGCAAGAAAGAGGAAAACCUUCGUCUUGGAGGAACAUGGUUUUGCGUAUGGUUUUGGACGGAUGGGAUUUGGCAGCCUGGGGUUUCCGGACAGCCUGGGGUUUCCGGACAGAGGAGUAUCUGAUAAAGUCAUGAGGCCAAGAAUCCUUGAUAGCCUGAGAGCACACCGCAUCUCCCAAAUUAGUACUGGUCUGUACCACACUGUGGUGAUAACUAGCAAAGGGAGGUUGUUUGGGUUCGGAGACAAUGUGAGGGCACAACUCGGGCACGACAUGCUGAGUGCCUGCCUGGAACCGACCGAGAUGUUUGCCCAACAAACAGUGGAUGAAAUGGGCUGCAGCUCUGGAAUGGAGGGAGACUCUGGCUCCAGUUGUUGAAACUAAUGAUUCUUUUUGUACUCAAGUAUGUUAGAUUACACGUUUGAUGUCCUUAGAGGAAUUGCAUAAAUCUCCAGUGUGGAACUUGUGGGGCCAAUCUUGUCUCUUAAAAAGGCUGGCGUACGAAAUACUUGUCUGUAGUACCUUUGGCCUCAUUAUUCUUCUAAACCAUUUCUCUUACACUAAUGAAGUUUGUUGCCAACUUUUGAUUCA